Closterium sp. Naga37s-1 is the source of this 3111-nucleotide messenger RNA. Lineage: Eukaryota; Viridiplantae; Streptophyta; Zygnematophyceae; Desmidiales; Closteriaceae. The record is from the annotation of a GenBank genome assembly.
AUGUACAUCACCCUUUACUACAUAGUCAACCGCCUCCCUGACUCCCUUGCUUCAGUCAGGGACCACUUUCUCUCCCUUUGCCCCACCGAGCUCACUGUCGACCUCCUAGAGGAGCGCCUCGCUGCAGCUGAGAAGAGUAUCUUAGCUAUAGGUGCUUCUCGCGGCGACCGUCGCACCCCUUUCUUUGAGGGGUGUUCCCAUGUCCCCCUUCUCCCCUCUGUUGCUUCUGCUGUUGCUGUCGACCUCGUUGGCACUGAGGAGGUCGGGGCUGCGUCUGCUCCCAGUGGGAGGCGCCGCAACAGCAAGGGCAAGGGGAGCAAGGGUGGUGGAGGGGAUGGCGGGGGCAGCGGCGGAGGCGUUGGAGGAGGCGGAGGGGGUGGCGGUGGAGGUGGGGGUGGUGCCGGGAGUGGGGGCUUCAGUGGCGGCGGUGGAGGUGGUGGAGGCAGCGGCGGAGGUGGUGGAGGCAGCGGCAGCGGUGGUGGAGGCAGCGGCAGCGGUGGUGGAGGUGGCAGCGGCGGUGGUGUUGGUCGAGGUGGAGCCGCGCAGCGUGGAGGCUUUGGUGGUAGCCAGCGCCAGCAGCAGCCGUGUUCUCGUGAGACCCCGUCGGCCCAGCAGCUUUGUGAGUUGUACGCUGGGCGUGGGAGGUCUGGGGGUGCUGGUCCCUGCACUUACGUUCUUCGCACCGGCGGGCGUCAUGGGGAGACGUGCGGGCUGCCACACACUGCGCAGCGCUGCUUCGGCCGCCUGACUGACGCCUGGCGCGCCCAGUUUCCUGACGUUGUUGAGCUCCCUCGCUGGGGUGAUCUGCUUAGGCAGAAUGUUGCUAUCUUUGAUCUUGAUUUCGAUGCUAUCCUUGCUGCCAUGUAUGCUGUGACUGAUAGUGCUGAGGGUGACUGUUACCUGAGUGUCCCGCCCGACCCGGGCAUUGAGGCUGCUGCUCUAGGUGCUAGUGCGUCUGCUGCUCCAGGUACUGGUGAGUCUGCUGCUCCAGGUGCUGGUGAGUCUGCUCUCUCUGGUACUGCACCUACUGAGGCCUUGCACACUUUCACACUUGACUCUGGUGCUUCGCGCUCCUUCUUCCGCGACAGCACCACACUCACGCCGCUCAGUCGGCCUGUCGCAGUCUCCCUGGCUGACCUGUCUGGGGGCCCAGUCCUUGCGCACUCUUCCACGGUUCUACCAUGUCCUGCGGCCCCGUCGGGCUUGCUGUCGGGACUCCACCUCCCCUCGUUCUCUACGAACCUGGUGAGUGGAGCUGACCUCCAGGACGCGUGGGUUGACCAGUUCACCCCUGGAGGUCUUGUCCUGCGUCUGCCCCCUGCUCGUGUCGUCCUCUGUCGCACGAGACUCUCCUUUGGCACCACCGCCUUGGUCACCCCUCCCUGCCUCGUCUUCGAGGGCCGGCAGCGCGCUGCUCCUCACUCCUCCACGUUCCCUCCGACAGAGGCUCCCCUGCAGACUCUUCACAUGGACGUGUGGGGCCCAGCCCGCGUCCGUGGACAGGGUCACGAGCGUUACUUCCUGCUGGUCGUUGACGACUACUCGCCUUACACCACAGUCUUCCCCUUGCGCAGCAAGGGUGAGGUCACUGAGGUGUUGAUCGACUGGAUCCGCGGUGCCCGUCGCCAGCUUAGCGAGCGUUUCGGCUCGGACCUUCCUGUUCUGCGUCUGCACUCAGACAGAGGUGGUGAGUUUUCCUCCGACCUUCUGAGGGCAUUCUAUCGUACGGAGGGCAUCCACCAGACGUUCACGCUUCCGGCCUGCCCACAGCAAAAUGGGAUUGCUGAGUGCCGCAUUGGUAUGGUCAUGGACGUUGCUCGUACGUCCAUGAUCCAUGCGGCUGCUCCCCAUUUUCUGUGGCCGUUCGCGGUUCAGUACGCUGCGCAUCAUAUCAACCUUCAGUCUCGUGUCUCCUUGCCGGAGACCACACCUACUCUGAGGUGGACGGGGAAGGUUGGCGAUGCGUCUGUGUUCCGUGACUGGGGAUCUCGAGCUUUUGUCCGCGAUACUUCAGCGGACAAGCUGCCCUCCCGUGCCGUUCCCUGCGUCUUCCUUGGCUUCCCCCCUGACGCACCCGGGUGGCAGUUCUACCACCCCACCUCGUGUCGUGUUUUGUCCUCUCAGGACGUCACGUUUGACGAGUCGGUGUCUUACUACCGUCUCUUUCCCUACCGCACUGCCUCUGUAGACCCUGCCAAGCCGGUCGAGGUAGCUGUCGACUCAGGCGCUGCUAGGGGUGCUGAGCCUGCGGGUGCGGGGACUGGGGGUGCUGAGCCAGGGGUUUUUGUGUCUGAGGGUGCGGAGCCUGGGGUUGCUGAGCCUGAGCGUGUGGAGCCUGGGGGUGCUGAGCCUGGGGGUGCUGAGUCUGGGAGUGCUGAGCCUGGGGGUGCUGAGCCUGCGCGUGCUGCGUCUGGAGAUCCUCCGGGUGUCCCGUCGCGGCGGGAGCCCCUCUCUCCGCAACAGCUUUGUGAGUGGUACGCUCGGCGCUGUCGAGGUGCUGCUGGUGCUGCUGGUGCUAUAGGUGCUGCAGGAGCUGCUGGAGGUGCUGCUGGUGCUGGAGCUGCUGGAGGUGCGUCUGGAGCUGCUGGAGGUGCUGCUGGUGCUGGAGUUUUUGGAGGUGCUGCUGGAGGUACUGGUGCUGUUGGAGGUCCUGCUGGUGUUGGAGCUGCUGGAGGUGCUGGAGCAGCUGGUCCUGGAGGUGCUCGUACUGGAGGUACUGGAGCUGCUGGGGCUGGUGGUGCUGCAGGAGUUGGAGCUGCAGGUGCUGGAGCUGUUGCUACUGGAGGUGCUUCUGGAGCUGGAGCUGCUGGAGGUACUGGAGCUGGUGGUGCUGCGGGAGUUGUAGCUGGUGACCCUAGAGCUGAGGGUACUAGUGAUGUCUCUGAUGUUUGUGGAGGCGCUGCGCGGCCGCAGCCGUACUACGUUCCGCUCCUUCAGCAGGUUCUUGGUCUCCCACCUUCUCCUGGUCCUACUCCUCCUUUACUGAGUCCACCGCCUGUCCAGUCACAGUCGCAGUUACAGCCGACCUCUCCACUGCCUGGUCCUUCUCCUUACUCUGGACCGACACGAGCGUGUCCCUCUGCCGUCUCCUCCUGCGUCCUCUCUUCCUGA